This is a messenger RNA of Solanum verrucosum, 1953 nucleotides long. Its product is annotated as carotenoid cleavage dioxygenase 7, chloroplastic. The record is from RefSeq and is a predicted model, not a curated record. Gene Ontology annotation, biological process: carotene catabolic process. Gene Ontology annotation, cellular component: chloroplast stroma. Gene Ontology annotation, molecular function: 9-cis-epoxycarotenoid dioxygenase activity. Lineage: Eukaryota; Viridiplantae; Streptophyta; Magnoliopsida; Solanales; Solanaceae. The transcript is spliced from 7 exons. The coding region runs from base 16 to 1953 and encodes 645 amino acids.
AAAACAAAAGUCAAAAUGCAGGCCAAAGCUUGCCAUAAUAUUAUUAAUAUUCCUCCAAAACUUUUGCCACCGGCAAAACUGCCGUCCACGGUGGCGAUGAGCCAAUUAACAUUGCCGAGCCACGUGGCGCGAGCCAUAACGAUCACCACGUCCCCAACUCAUGAAGUUUACACACCAGAAAUUGAUGACACAAUUACUGCCUUUUGGGAUUAUCAGUUCCUUUUUGUGUCCCAACGUUCCGAAGCUACCGAACCCGUUUCACUUCGGGUGGUGGAGGGAUCCAUACCAUCCGAUUUCCCUUCGGGUACAUAUUACCUCACCGGGCCGGGCCUUUUCGCGGACGAUCACGGUUCAACAGUGCACCCUCUAGAUGGGCACGGCUACUUAAGGACAUUUGAAAUUGAUGGUAGUACGGGGCAAGUUAAGUUUAUGGCUAGGUACAUUGAGACGGAGGCUCAAGCAGAGGAGCGGGACCCGGUGAGUGGGAAGUGGAGGUUCACUCACCGGGGCCCGUUUUCGGUACUGAAAGGAGGGAAGAUGGUUGGUAAUACGAAAGUUAUGAAGAAUGUGGCGAAUACUAGUGUGUUGCAAUGGGGUGGUAGGUUGUUUUGUUUGUGGGAAGGUGGUGAUCCUUAUGAAAUUGAUUCUAAAACUUUGAAUACUCUUGGGAAAUUUGAACUAAUUAAGAACUCUGAUCAAGUAGAAGAUAAAAAAAUUAGUAAUAGUGAUUUUUUGGAUGUUGCUGCUCAAAUAUUGAAGCCUAUAUUAUAUGGGGUGUUCAAAAUGUCUCCAAAGAGAUUGUUGUCUCAUUACAAGAUUGAUACUCGUAGAAACAGACUUUUGAUCAUGUCAUGCAACGCAGAGGAUAUGUUGCUCCCUAGGAGUAAUUUUACAUUUUAUGAAUUUGAUUCCAAUUUCCAGCUACUACAAAGCCAAGAAUUCGAGAUCUCAGAUCACUUAAUGAUACAUGAUUGGGCUUUUACUGAUACUCACUAUAUAUUGUUUGGCAAUCGCAUCAAACUCGAUAUUCCUGGGUCAAUGACAGCAGUAUGUGGGCUUUCUCCAAUGAUAUCAGCACUAUCAGUAAAUCCAAGCAAACCAACAUCUCCAAUUUAUUUGCUGCCUAGAUUUCCUAAUAAACAAACUAAUAAUGUAGAAAGAGAUUGGAGAAAACCUAUAGAAGCUCCUUCACAAAUGUGGGUGUUACAUGUUGGAAAUGCCUUUGAAGAAAUUGAUGAACAAAAUGGAAAUCUAAACAUACAAAUUCAGGCUUCUGGUUGCUCUUACCAAUGGUUCAAUUUCCAAAAAAUGUUUGGCUAUGAUUGGCAAAGUGGUAAACUUGAUCCUUCCAUGAUGAAUGUAGAAGAGGGAGAAGAAAAGCUAUUGCCUCACUUAGUUCAGGUAUCUAUAAACUUAGAUACAAAAGGGAAUUGCACAAAAUGUUCAGUAAAUGAUCUAAAUCCUCAAUGGAACAAAGCAGCAGAUUUCCCAGCUAUGAAUCCAGAAUUUUCAGGCAGAAAAAAUACAUAUGUUUAUGCAGCAACAUCUACAGGUUCACGUCAAGCACUGCCACAUUUUCCUUUUGACACAGUUGUGAAAUUAAACGCGGUUGACAAAUCAGUCCAAAAGUGGUCAGCUGGUAGAAGAAGAUUCAUUGGUGAACCUGUUUUUAUUCCGAGAGGAACUAAAGAGGAUGAUGGAUACCUUCUUGUGGUUGAAUAUGCAGUGUCAACACAAAGGUGUUAUCUUGUAAUUUUGGAUGCACAAAAAAUAGGAGAGAAGAAUGAAGUAGUAGCAAGACUUGAAGUCCCAAGACAUUUGAAUUUCCCUCUUGGUUUUCAUGGCUUUUGGGCUCCUAGCAACUCUGGCCUAGCCAAUCUACAAAAAAUUGAAUCCAAGUGUAAAGAUUCUUGGUCAAUGAUGAAGGAUAACAUGGUUAAACUUGGACAGUGA